Clarias gariepinus (North African catfish) is the source of this 945-nucleotide messenger RNA. RefSeq names its product olfactory receptor 52B2-like. The record is from RefSeq and is a predicted model, not a curated record. Lineage: Eukaryota; Metazoa; Chordata; Actinopteri; Siluriformes; Clariidae. Gene Ontology annotation, molecular function: olfactory receptor activity; G protein-coupled receptor activity. Gene Ontology annotation, biological process: G protein-coupled receptor signaling pathway. Bases 4 to 945 code for a protein of 313 amino acids. Gene Ontology annotation, cellular component: membrane. The transcript has a single exon.
GACAUGUCUCACAAUAAUUCAGCACGUUUUAUGGUUACUUUGACCUUGGAAUCAAUGGACAUACCACCGUCUGGUGGCAUUGCUAUAUUAUUUUUUGCCAUAAUUGCAUACUGUUUAAUCUUGUUGUUUCAGUCCAUGCUACUUGUGACUAUUGUUGUAAAAAGGGAUCUGCAUAAGCCUAUGUACAUCCUGCUCUUUAAUUUGUUUAUAUGUGACAUUACAGGAGCUACAGCUUUUUAUCCUCAACUAAUUUGUAGUACAUUGUCUCAGAGUAGAGAAAUCUCUUAUCCUGCCUGUGCAUUACAAGGAUUCCUCAUUCACAUUUAUGGCACUGGAUCUCCUUUAUUUCUUACGGUUAUGGCCUUCGACAGAUAUAUUGCCAUUUGCGAGCCUUUGAGAUACCACAUGAUGAUGAGAAGGGUCACCUUAGUGAAACUUAUUUUUAUGGUGUGGUCACUAAGUUUUGCUAUGGUUGGGUGUUUAUUCAUGCUUACAACGAGCAAAGAAAUCUGCAGGACAAACAUAGUGGACACAUUCUGCAAUAAUCCCUCUUUAAUGAAGUUAAGCUGUGAGGAUAUAAGUGUGGUUAACUAUUAUGGCUUGUUUACUAUAGCUCUUGUACAAGGCUCUUCCAUAUUUAUAAUAUCAUUAACAUAUAUUAAAAUCCUAAUUACUUGUUUUUCUACUAAACAGGCAAAAUCUAUAAGUAAGGCAAUACACACUUGUGGCACACAUUUAGUUGUUUAUCUGAGUUUUGAGAUUAACGUAUUAUGUUCACUGCUUUCUCACAGGUUUGAAUCAGCAUCUCCACACUUAAGAAGGAUCUUUGCUGUAUCAGUUGUUAUAUUUCCUCCAAUUAUUAACCCUCUAAUUUAUGGGUUGCAAACAAGGCAAAUUCGACAAACAAGUUUAACAUUUAUACAAAGAAAGAUUUCUUCUAUGUAA